Neogale vison (American mink) is the source of this 1431-nucleotide messenger RNA. It is a transcript of the gene OARD1, whose product is annotated as O-acyl-ADP-ribose deacylase 1. NCBI's taxonomy places the organism in Eukaryota, Metazoa, Chordata, Mammalia, Carnivora, Mustelidae. Bases 404 to 862 code for a protein of 152 amino acids. The record is from RefSeq and is a predicted model, not a curated record. Gene Ontology annotation, biological process: peptidyl-glutamate ADP-deribosylation. The transcript has 6 exons.
GGCCGCGGGAGACACGCCACUGGGGUUUAUGCGCAAGCGCCGUUCUUCCCCACUUGCGGUGGGCUGUCUCGUUACGCAUGCCCGGACGGUGGCGGGACAUUCCACGGAUUUUACCGCCGGAAGUCCGGCGGCCAUUACCAAAGAGUGGGAGUUCGGCUGGCUAGCUAGAGGGGCUUGUUUCCGCCCCGCUCCUGGGUGGUGGGCGGCCAUUUUAGGUGCGUGCAAUUAAGGGCUGUGGCGGGAUUGGCUCCGCGUCUAGGUUCGUCGGCUGCUUCCCACCUACCAGGGCCGGAUCUGGAGCCCGUCCCCGCGGGGCGGGACCUCGCAACGGCCGACUCUUUUCCAGGUGAAGGGUAACCCCGCCGAAGAGACACUUAAGUUCUGGAAAUAGAGACUCAAUAUCAUGGCCGGCAGCCCUAAUGAAGAUUCAGAAGGAAGCAGAAUCACUUAUGUGAAAGGAGACCUUUUUGCAUGCCCCAAAACAGACUCUUUAGCCCACUGUAUCAGUGAGGAUUGUCGAAUGGGUGCUGGGAUAGCUGUCCUCUUCAAGAAGAAAUUUGGAGGGGUGCAGGAACUGUUAAAUCAACAGAAGAAAUCUGGAGAAGUGGCUGUUCUGAAGAGAGAUGGGCGAUAUAUAUAUUACUUGAUUACCAAGAAAAGGGCUUCACAUAAGCCAACUUACGAAAAUUUGCAGAAGAGUUUAGAGGCCAUGAAGUCCCACUGUCUGAAGAAUGGAGUCACCGACCUCUCCAUGCCCAGAAUUGGAUGUGGUCUUGAUCGUCUGCAAUGGGAAAAUGUAUCUGCAAUGAUUGAAGAGGUGUUUGAAGCCACAGAUAUCAGAAUUACUGUGUACACACUGUGAACAGAUGUGUGCUGUGGAUGUGUUCGUGGUCUCCUGUCAUCCCUACUGGACCGUAGCACUGGACGAACUGACGGAAAACGGUCUGAAGAAAGUUUCAUGUGAAGUAGUCUGUGUCACAGGCCAGACUUGGGUUUCUGUAUUCUCAUGAUGGGACUGGGAUUCUGGAGGAGGGAUUGCUUGGGAAAUGUUGCUGUGAUUUUCCCCCCCCCCCACAUUCAGGAAGGUAAGGAGUGGAAUGCCCCAUAUUAGGCAGGGAAAUCAGAGAUGUUGGGCCUCUGACCCGUUUUGAUCCAGGAUACUACCUGACUUGUUCAGCUUGCCACUAGGUGGCAGCAUUGAUUCUACUUCUCUGCUGUUAAUAAGAAAAAUUUCAGGAAGGAUGAACAUUUCAAUUAGUUUUGCAUCUUUUGUCAUUUGUGAGCUUGCUUGGUAUUAUCCUUAUGUCAUAUUCAUCCUAGGAGAGAAUUAUGGGUUUGGUUUUGUUUAAAUUACAAAAAUGAGUCUUAACAUUGUUAAUAAGAAAUUUGUGGUGACAGAAAAGGAAAAAUAAAUAUUUUUUUCUUGGGGGA